Messenger RNA from Sporothrix brasiliensis 5110, 3804 nucleotides. RefSeq lists its product as uncharacterized. The record is from RefSeq and is a predicted model, not a curated record. The transcript is spliced from 3 exons. NCBI's taxonomy places the organism in Eukaryota, Fungi, Ascomycota, Sordariomycetes, Ophiostomatales, Ophiostomataceae. Gene Ontology annotation, molecular function: protein binding. Bases 1 to 3804 code for a protein of 1267 amino acids. Gene Ontology annotation, cellular component: cytoplasm. Gene Ontology annotation, biological process: autophagy; response to starvation.
AUGCCUAGUGCAAAGAAGGCUAAGAAGGAUGCAAAAGAGGCUGGCGGCGUGGUCGCGGCGGUGACCAAGCAUGCGUCUGGAAAGUUUACUAACGGAAACGCCCCAGGCCCUGCGUCGGACACUUCCAGCUCCGCAAACCAGUCGCCCAGCGUCGAACCCGUGGCGACCCCGUCUUCGAACGGCAACCCGUCCAUCUCGCCCAUUUUGGGCGCUGUCCCUUUCUCUGGCGCCCCUUCGUAUGCGCCCUCGCCGCGUACGAUCCCGGGAAUGGGUGACUGGGCCCCGUCGCGCGGCGGCCUCUCGACAGGCUUGGCCGGCUCGCCUGGACAUCUCAUCAAUUUGAUGGGUGAGUCGCCUCCGAGCCGAUGGUCCUCGCCUCGGCCCUAUGGCACAAGUCACACGAGCCACACGAGCCACCUCAGCCUUGCCAGCAAUGGCAGCCACCAUACCAGCGUCUCUGUCUCGCCUCCGAUGGCCGGUGAACUCCGUGGUAUAACCGGCCGCAGACCGCUAAGCUACCACAUGGACCCCGCCGUCCAGUACCCGCCCGUAUCUCAAUCAUCCCCACAGCAUCCCCCCCAUCACUCGGGAACAUCACCAGGGCACCGCCGAGACUCGCUUCAUUCGCACUACGCCCAGUCCCGUGGUGUGGCCCCGGCCGCAGCCGCAGCUGCUGCCAUUCCGAACCCUCCUCUGCCUCACCAACCGCAGGCUCAUUUCUACGGUGCCCCCGACAUUGACAUCGACCUGCAGUCUCGCCAGAACGGCCUGAAGGCUGGGCAACGAGGAUACCACUUUGCCUUUGACACUCUCCCGGCCUCUCACUAUCAAGGUGGAAGCGCCGAGACCGUCGUCACGGCUGGCUAUGAGGGUGGCUUGGAGGUACACUCCGUCUCAAAGCGUGGACUGGACCGACUCGCCAGCCUUUCGGGCUUGCGUGGAGGUGUUGUCAACGCCAAGAUUCUUCCGUGGACCGUAUCGAGUCCUGCUCUAGCGGACGCUUUCCCCCUUGUUGCAGUGGUUGUGCAUGGUCCCGUUCUGCCUCCUGCGGCCUCUCCAGAUGCAGGACAGGUCGAGGCCAGUGACGUACCGACGGAUGAACGCUGGAAACACGGCCGCACGGCCGACGGGAAGCCGGGUACCGUUGACAACAAAGAUGCAAGCCCGCAGCACUCGCCACUGGUCGGUGCCCAUGGCGAAUUUCCUACUGGUAGGACGUUUUCGGGCUCUGCCCUCCCGAUCGAAUACUACCAAACAUCUGUCGAAGUGUACUCGUUGAAGCUGAAUCGGCGGAUCUGCACACUUCUCGAGGCACCCAAGAUUCCACUACAGAUCGCUGUCACGAGUCCCAUCUUCCAGGCGCCUUCACCAUCGGGCGCAUUCCACAUCAAAGCCGAUGCCGGAAACAUUGUCAUUUCGUCGGCUGUGACAGGCGAGUGUUGGCUGUACCGGCAGAUGGCCUUUUCUGACGAGAGCGAUCUUCCAUUUAUGUUUGUGGCCAAGCUGUGGACAACACUUCAGCAGUCUCUUAAGGGAGACUCCAAUGCUGGAGACGCAGCGACCGAGGGUGAACGCUCCAGAACCGCCGCUUCUACACCGAGCUCUUCGCCGCGGCUCGGUCUUAAGCAGCCUGUGUUGUCGCUUAGCGGCAAAUGGCUUGCAUAUUGUCCUGCAACGCCAUCGUCGCAAAUCGCACUGCGGGCGGUGGUCCCUGUUCCGGUCCAUGGGCGGGCGCCCGGCUACAGCUCGAUGACACCGCCGCAUCUUCCACCCACAACCGCUGAUGUGGAUCUCCCUCAUACAGAGAGUGUCAUGAACAAAAUUAUGCGUGAUGCCACACAGGAGCUUAUCUCGGGCGCCAAAUGGGUUGGCCAGCAAGGCUGGCAAGCUUUUAAUAACUACUGGAAAGGCAGCCCGGGAACUUCGGCGCCUCAAGCGCCCCGGUCACCUCCGUCAUCAGCCUAUGCAGGCCGACUCGACGGCCAGUUUCCGCCCACGCACGGCGGGGCGGCACCGGCCGUUGUCUCGAAAGAGCCCGGCCUUGUCUCUGUUAUCGACAUCACGGCGUUAGGCGGCUCAAGCACGAUCCACCCCAUCACAACGUUCGCUCCGACCCUUGGCUGCAGUUUCCUUUCGUUUUCGCCGACUGGUCUCUGGCUCUUUAUCGCUAGCACCAAGGGUGAUGUUCAAACUGUAUGGGAUUUGUUCCGCAUCCAGUAUACCAAGGCCUCGCCUCUCCAGGCAGUUAGUGUGCCGGGCAGCUUGACCGGACCACGGGUUCGGCAGAUUGCCCAGUUCUCCCGGAUGACUGUGGCUCGCAUCGUGGAUGUGGCGUGGACCAAGCCCAACGGUGAACGUCUUGCCAUGGUCACAGAGCGGGGAACCGUGCAUCUUUUGGACCUGCCCUCGAGCGCGUUCACUUGGCCGCCGCCCCGUAGGCGGGGGACGCGGCCACCGUAUGGCGCUGGAGCUGCUGGGCCUAGUUCCGCUGGUACUGACACGGCAGCUGGGGGGACCGCUUCGACGGCUGUCUCCUAUGCAUCAAAUGCGCUGACAACAGCUUUUGAUGCGGCCCGCCCCCUUCUGACGCGCCCCCGUCGGAGCAGCUCGAACGUCCCGCAGUCCACAGGCGCUAUCAUUGCAGACCAUGCCAGUCACGGCGGCAAGAUCAUUGCCGCUGGCAUCAGCCACUCCCUUGGGAAAACGGGCAAUGCCAUCAGCCAGCUCCGACAUACUGGGGAAAGCCGUGUGUCCCUUCCAUCGGGACCGUUCGCUCCAGGGCCUUCGUGUGUUGCCUGGGUGGCCGGGAAGCGCCACCACUCUCUGUUUGUGUUGGGUGAUGGCUUUGUCCGCCACUUUGUCAGUCGCACGCGGAAGAAGUCGUCGGGCCAGCGGGUCCUGCAUCUUGGAUUCAACAAAGACCUUCGGGUGCCCAAUCUGCCAGAUGAUCUGUUGUCGACGGCGGUCCAACACUAUCUGGACCCCGAAGUCUUCUUGGACUUUGUAGAGCAGAAUGACGCCGGGUCCAACACCAUGGUGCUUGCCAACCAUGCGCAGCACCCAUCCGUGGUGCCCACCGCUGUGGAGUCGUCGAUCCCACACGCCGAAAUCGAGUCUAGCGCACCAUAUCAGCCUUUCCACACGGACCGGCGCAUUGCGCUGUACGAAUACGAUCCGCUUCGGCAGGGUGCUCUGUAUGCCCAGUCACAGUCUGCGCUGAUCUACCCUUCUUCACUUCCCUCCCACGAACCGCCGACGGCUGAGUUUUCCGCUUUAACCAUCUCCCCUCCAACACCUGCCCUCUCGACCUCGCCAAUGGACGAUGACCUGCUCACAGCGGCUCCGUCGGUCACCGGCAAGUCCAAGUCUGCAAAGAAGCAAGCUAAGGCCGCUGCCAGGGCGAAACAGAAUGAGCAAAGUCAGGACCCAGAACCUUCUUUGGUCGAUACUCUUGAGAUUGAGACCAACAACGGUAAUGGUAACGGUCACAGCAUUCCACAAGCUCCAACCAAGGCCAACAGCAGCUGGGUCUUUGGUCUGCCGAUUGUGUCCACCCUCGUAGACACGGGCUUCCCGCCCAUGUCCGAGGAAGAGUCGUUCAACAUUAGCCACGAAGAGACACGGGCGUUGCCAGCGUCGGCCAUUGAGCGCGUGCUCGAGCAAGUGGGUGGCGAAGAGCAGAUAGUCGUAACGACGCGACGGAGGCGUGGUGGCGGACGUCCGUCGCCGGGUGACCCGGACGACGAGGACGGGUUCUUUGAGGACGACUGCGAGGUCCUCGACUUUGCGGACCAGAGAGUAUAA